Molecule: messenger RNA, 570 nt
Organism: Aspergillus aculeatinus CBS 121060
Lineage: Eukaryota; Fungi; Ascomycota; Eurotiomycetes; Eurotiales; Aspergillaceae
Product: cupin domain-containing protein
Exons: 2
Coding region: 7-570 (187 amino acids)
Source: RefSeq, a predicted model, not a curated record
CCCAAAAUGACCAACCCCCCCAAGGAAGCCCCCACAACAACCAGCCCCCUCCCCAACUACACCCGCCACAUAACCACCCACUCGGACCAGCAACUCGCAACCAUCCACUCCACCACCCAGGGAGCCUGGACGCCCGUGGAAGCCAACACCUUCGCCUUCAGCGUCGCCUACACCACCUCGCGCUUCCCGGCGACGCUCACCGGCGACGCCGACCUCCGCGCCCACGAGGCCCUGCUGGCGAGCAACACCCUGGGGCUGGUCAACCCCGGCGGCACCGUGUGCCGGGUGGUGGACUUCGCCCCCGGCAAGCCGCCGCUGAUGCACCGCACGCGCAGCCUGGACUACGGGAUCGUGCUGGAGGGGGAGAUCGAGAUGGUGCUGGACUCCGGGGAGACGCGGCGCCUCAAGCGGGGCGACAUUGCCGUGCAGCGGGGCACGAUGCAUGCGUGGCGUAAUCCCCAGCCGGCCGGGUGGACGAGGAUGGUCUUCGUGUUGCAGGAUUGCGAGGCGGUCGCGGUGGGCGGGGUGGUCUUGGGGGAGGAUUUGGGGGGCGCGGGGGUUGGGAGGUAG